AUGGGUCAUCCAGAGAGACCUAACAGAGCCAGGGGCACCAUGAGACUAGCAGGAGACCGCAGGGGCCCCGUGGUACUACCAGGGUGCCCCCAGGGGCCCUCCCAGGCCCAGGAACCGCAUGAGUGUACCGAUAACCCCAGGGGCCCUCCCAUUACCAGGGUCCCAUGGGACUACCAGAGGGCUACCAAUGGCGCUGCUUUCCUUGAAAAAGCAAUUGCCACCACGGGCCCUGAAGGGACAGUGCCCCCUGGGACCAUCCCAUUUGCCAUACCAGGUGCGGGGCACCCAGGGACCCUCCCAGGGGUGUCGGUGUCUCCAGGAGCCAUCCCAAGGGCAGCGGCACCCCCAGGGGCCCGCCUAGGGGCAGAGGAGCCCCAGGGGCCUUCCAAAGGGGACCCUACAGGAAAGGUGCCCUCUGCGGCCCUCUUAGAGGUGGUGGCGACUCCAGGGGCAGCGGCGACCCCAGGGGUCCUCUCAGGGGCAGCGGUGACCACAAGGGGCCCUACCAGUGGCGGCAGCAACCACAGGGGCCCUCCCUGGUGCAGCGAUGACUCCAGGGGCCCUCGCAGAGGAUGUGAUGCACCCAGGGGCUCUCUAAGCGAUUGUGGAUACCGUAGGGGUCCUACCAGGGGAGGCGGCGAAAUAAGGGGCCCCUCCCGGGUUUGUGGGAACCCCAGGGUCCUCCCAGGAGGAGCGGCGCCCCCAAAGGCCCUUGCAAGGGCGGCGGCACCCCCAGGAGCCCUCCCAAGAGCGGCGGUGGCCCCUUGGGCCAUCCCAGGGACAGCCACGCUCCCAGGGACCUUCCCAGGGGCAGCGUCGACCUCAGAGGCCCUUCCAGUGGCAACGGCGCCACCAGGGGCCCUUGCAAGGGCGGCGGCGGCCCCAUGGGCCAUCCUAGGGGCCCCGAUGACCCCAGGAGUCCUAGCAGGGGAGCAGGGGACCCCGAGGGCCCUCCUAGGGGCCUCGGCGCCCACAGGAGCCCUCCCAGUGGCGGGGGUGGCCACAGGGGCCCUCCCACGCGCGGCGAUGACACCAGAGGCUCUCCCAGGGGCGGUGGCGCUCCCACAGGGCCUACCAAGGGCGAGAGAACCCCAAGGGUAUCCUCCCAGGGGCGGCAGCACCCCCAGGUACCCUACCACGGGCAGCAGUGACCUCAGGGGCCCUCCCUUGGGUGGUGGUGACCUCAGAGACCCUCCCAGGGGCCCUCCCAGGAAAAGUGGCGCACCGAGGGACCUUUGUAGGGGCGGCGACGCCCACUAG
Messenger RNA from Homarus americanus (American lobster), 1260 nucleotides. Its product is annotated as collagen alpha-1(I) chain-like. Lineage: Eukaryota; Metazoa; Arthropoda; Malacostraca; Decapoda; Nephropidae. The transcript has 3 exons. Bases 1 to 1260 code for a protein of 419 amino acids. The record is from RefSeq and is a predicted model, not a curated record.